This is a messenger RNA of Leptopilina heterotoma, 2065 nucleotides long. Its product is annotated as protein FAM76A. The record is from RefSeq and is a predicted model, not a curated record. The transcript is spliced from 6 exons. NCBI's taxonomy places the organism in Eukaryota, Metazoa, Arthropoda, Insecta, Hymenoptera, Figitidae. The coding region runs from base 384 to 1370 and encodes 328 amino acids.
CUCCCAUAGUGCAUUGCGCGUCGGACUCCUGUCUAUUGGUAUAAUGGCCGCUGUAUUCUUAUAGUGUUUAACAUUUUAUUCUCGGGCACAUAAGGGAAGUAAAUUAAACAACCGGGGAUGGAAAUUUAGUUUUUCUUCAAACUUUUUUUUAAUCGUGACGUGACGCGUUUCAAUAAAGAAAAAAAAUGGAAUAAUUGUUAAAGUGAAUCGUCAAUUGUUUGUAAUUUCAGAAUAUUAUACACGAUCUGUAUAACUUGUUUGUUUUGUGUGAUUUUAUAGUUUUCAACUAUACUUUUACUGGAAAAAUCACUUUUCCUUUUCUCAAACGGGCUUUUCUUUUUUUGAUUUCUCGAGUCGAUCUCACGUCAAAAGGAAAAUAAAAUAUGAGUUCGAAUAAUGUUCAGGCAUUGUUUGCCUGCUCGAGAUGUUUUUCACGACAUCCCUUCGAGGAAUUAUCACCAGGUCAACAACUGUGUAAGGAAUGUCGAGGAACAUUUCCGGUGGUCAAAUGCACCUAUUGUCGAUCGGAAUUUCAACAGACAGUAAAAGGAAAUACGAGCACAAUCUGUAAAAAGUGCGAGCAAAAUGUGAAAGCCUAUGGAAAACCAUCGGCUUGUGAAUAUUGUAAUACAAUUGCGGCUUUUAUUGGCAGCAAAUGUCAGCGUUGCACAAAUUCUGAAAAACGAUAUGGACCGCCAGUUACAUGUGAGCAGUGCAAGCAAAAAUGUGCCUUCGACCGACAAGACGAAGACAAGAAGGUGGAUGGAAAACUUCUCUGCUGGCUUUGUACACUUUCGUACAAACGUGCGCUUGCAAAAACGAAGCAAACGGAAUCGGAGAGACGAGCGCAUUUAAAAUUGGCUCAACAACGAGCCGCGAAGCACAAAGAACAAAAAUUAAAGGGUCAUAAUAAGAGACCGCAACGUGUCGAUGUGACGAAACUUCCGCCACAACCGGAGCCUGAGACAAAUGGACCAACGCCGGCAAAAAUUGCCCGAUUAGCCGGUGUUCACGAUCCACACGAUCCAAAUAUUUCCGAUCAUGUCGUUGCUGUCACUCAACUCAAAGAAACAAUCGCCAAUUUACAGAAGCAAAUCACUAUACGUGACAGUCAAUUACUAGCCAAGGAUAAAAUGAUUCACGAAUUGAAGGCGAAAAAUUUCACCGCCGAAAAUGAAUUGCGCAAUAAAAUGAAAUCAACGGAAAAAGUAUACGAUACAAAAAUAUCAUCGUUGCAAAUGAAAAUUUCAAAUUUACUCAAGGAAGUUGCGACUCUAUCGAAAAGUACAAAACGUGAUAGAAUUGCGGCAACGAAAAAUGAAGCGAAAAGUGAAAAUAGUGGAAGUGGUACCGACAGUCCUGUACCAUGAGAUAAUUCAUAGAACAAUAAUAAUUGAUUCCUUCUUUUUGAAAAGCAAAAGAAAAAAAAAAUUACGAAAGAGAAAAGUGCUUUCGUUUAUGAUUUUUUAUCAAUAUAGAAAAAGUAGAAUUUUGAAAAUUUUUAACAAAAUAAGAAAAACAAAACAAAAUCAUAUUUUCAAAUUAUAAAGAAGGUUUAGUAACAUUUUUUUUUUUACUUUAUAAGAAUUUCAAUUUUCUCUAGUGAUAAUUAUCUAUUACUUUUUUAGCCUAUUUAAAAUUUUUUUUUUGUUUAAUUUCUCGUCCCUAGUUAUAUUGACUUCAAAUAUUUGAUUUUUAAUGUCUCAGCUCUGACAUUUAAACGAUAUUUGUAUAUUUAGGUUGCAAUUUUCAUUUUUUUAGAAUUUCUUUUUUCAAAACAAAAAGAAAAGAAAAAGAUUUUUCUCUACAAGAAAUAUUUAAUCUUUCAACAUUUCAUGGCUUUAUUAUUUCCGUCGAUGAUAUGAGAAAGGAAAAAAGAAUAGUUGUAUUAUAUUUCUAAUUAUUUUAGAAAUCAAUGAUGGACAUAUUAUGAUGAUAUGUUGGAUGAUUUGUUUUUCUAAUUUUUUUUUAUAAUUAUUAUUAAAACUUAAUCAGCGAAUUUAAAAUAAAAGGAAAGGAAUGAAAAAUAAUAAAUAAAUUAACGAUUAAUUUAAAAAAAAAAAAA